Drepanopeziza brunnea f. sp. 'multigermtubi' MB_m1 is the source of this 486-nucleotide messenger RNA. RefSeq lists its product as uncharacterized. Lineage: Eukaryota; Fungi; Ascomycota; Leotiomycetes; Helotiales; Drepanopezizaceae. The record is from RefSeq and is a predicted model, not a curated record.
AUGACACCGCCACCCACCCUCACAACAGACUUCCUCCGCCUGACCCAGAGCCCGGCGCCCUCCCUCGAUGCUACAGCCAAGUCAAAACGGCACCCGAGCCUCUACGCCAUCACGCCCCUCGUCGAAGCCAUGCCCAGAGACGACCCGUUCGAGAAGCAGGUGGUGACCGGCGACCCGCUGAGUGGGCGGAAGGUCGCGAGUCGGGUGUCGACGACGAAUGAAUGGGAUGCCUCCAAGACCCCACCGUCGCAAUUCCAGAAGCUCAAAGGCAGUAUCUACGCUACGCAAGGAAGUCGGGACGGACACGUGGACAGGAACACAGACAGAGAUGCCAAGUACCAUGCCACGCUGGUGGAGAAGGGGUGGGCGAAGAUGACGGGGAGUAGGAGAAGGAGUCUAGCUGAUAAGGGAGAGAAGGGCGGGGAGAGAAAAGUGGACGGCAUGGAGAAAGAUGUGAGGGACGGGAAGACAGAAGGGGAGAAGUGA